UAGGCUCUGGGCUAUCUUAGCAGCCUUGUCAGUUCUCAGUGAAAACAGCCGAGUUGAGGAAAUUGUGGCCAGACAGGUAGCGAGGCAGCUCUCCCCACUGUCCCUGUGCCUGGUGGCUGCUGAGCCUGUGCACACAGAGAGCCAUCCGUCCGCUGGGAGACAGCCAGGCUGACCCCGUGUCCUGUGGGAUGUUGGGGCAAGCUCUCACCCUCACACUCCUCCUGCUCCUUAAUGGGCCUCAGGGUCAAGAAGCCUUGGCCCCGGUCGACUGUGAGGUUGCACUGGCAGGAACCCCUCUCUGGCUACGGCCCCGCAGCACACAGAUGAUGUCAGGUUCUGUGGAGUGGAAGGUGCGGCUGCACUCAGAGCCAGGAAUGCGUGUGAUACUCGAGUGGAAGAAUGCAUCUGAGUCGGACCCUGUAAACUGGGUUUCUAAUAAUUCCAACAAUAGAUUCAGUUUCAUGACUAAAGACCUAACUCUUCUCAUCAAUGCCACUCAGCUGCAGGACAGUGGCCUCUACAGCCUGGAGGUCACCAACAUAUUCGGGGAGGUUUCGACCCACAAGUUCUGUGUUUCUGUGUUUGAUCAUGUCGGGAAGCCCCGCCUGCUGGAGCAGUGGGGAGCCCUGGACAGAGGGGUGUGCCAAGUGACUCUGUCCUGCUCGGUCUCCAGAGGUGGCAAUGUGAGCUAUGCCUGGUAUAGAGGGAGUGACCUGAUCCAGACAGCGAGGAACCUUAGCAUACUGGAAGAGCGAAUUGACCCCAAAGACAUGCACACCUAUACUUGCAAUGUCAGCAACCCUGUCAGCUGGGACAGCCAGACGCUCAGACUCACUCAGGGCUGCCUGAGUGCCCAGCAGAAUUUCAGCUUCCUGCUCUUCCUGGUGACCGUCGUGCUUCUCGUCACACUGUCCCUCAGCGUCCUCGGCUGCUUCUUUGUGCACAGAAGGAAGAGGAAGCAGUUACAGCCCAGCCCAGAGGAAGUUCUGACAAUUUACGAACAAGUCCACAACUUGCCAGUCAGGAGAAAUCACGCUCCCAGGGGCCCCUCUGCUUUGCGCUGUGUCCCCCGACUUGACCCCGGUCUGCACGGACCAGCUAUCUGCCUAUAUCGCAUGUUCCUUUACUAUGUGUCGUGCAGGAGCAGCAGCAGAGUCCCCCCGGAGAAGGGACCACCAUCUACUCCAGGAUCCAGUCCCAGGUAUCACUGUGGCUUCCCGAAUUCAGUCCACGCCUGUCUAGGAGGCUUCCUCAGCCCCCUCUCCUCCAAAUUCACACUCUUCAAUGGCAGAGUAAGACCCUGGGGCUCCUGGAGCCCUGAAGACGGCUUUGCUUCAGCUGCAUGGAGCUGGUUGGAAGGACCAGCGUGGGCCUGGAGUGUCCUCACAGCGCUGAGCAGAGCUGGGAAGUCUGGUGCAGGCCGGCUCCUCCUUCUGGGCUGGCAGCAGGCGGGGCACAGAGGCAGUUGGCAGGAGAGGGGACCUGUCAGGGAACUGGGGUGCUGUUUCCCCUCCUCGCGGCUCCCAGAGCCCAGUCCUUGCCCUUUCAUCUCCACCCCCUAUUAUACCUGUUUUCAGGACAGAAAGGAUCUGUGUUGUUUUCUUGUAUCCUUGAGUGACCUGACGGUAACAUGUAGUAAGUACUUACAGUACUUACAAUGUCCAUCUUGUUAAAUGAAGCUUACGUCAGAGUCUCAUGAAGUAGGUCUAAUGCAAACCUCAGUUUGCAAACGAGGAAGCCGACUCAGAGGCUGACUAAUGUGCUCAGGGCCGCGUAGCUCAGGGCAAGCCCGGUCUCCAGUCUGCCUGCCGCACCCACUCUGUAACAUUCUGGGGGGGAGGGGGUGGAAAUUUACCCAUAAACUGGAGAAGCAUCCUUUAAUAUUGGCAGCUGAGAUGACACUAUUGAUAACCCGGCUGGGCUUCUCUUUCCAGGGAAACACUGCCUUCUGGUGGGCAAUGCAGAGAAAUUUCUGAUAAAAAUGAAUUUUUAUUUUAUUUUAUUUUUUUAAGACCUGAAGCAGCAACCGCCUCAGCUUGGUGGUGUAGCUGCAGGACAAAGAAUCCUUGGGGGGAGGUGAUGGUCCCCAGAGAAAGAUCAAGAAAAGGAGACAGAGGACAAAGCGAAGGGGCAGGAAGGAAGGGAAGCAAUUUAAGGGAGAAGAAGAUGAGAAAGUUGGUGGGGGUGGAGGUGGGGCAGCCUCUCGGCAGAUCGAGAAUUCCCAGACAGGGUGUUGCCCCCUCCUGCUUCCUUAAGGUGUGUGACUCACUGCUGGUGGGUCAGCUUGAAGGACCUCAUAGGGCUGCAGAGCCAUUGAUGUCUGGCUUUAGCCACAUUGAAUUCCAACAAGAGGCAUUGAAAUAAGUGCAAGGAAGGGCUCGUCUGAGGCUGAGAUGUUGUGAGAAUGAGACUCCUCCUCUGGCCUUGGGUCCAGAGAAGGAAGGUGGGCAUUGCGGUGUGGAGGAGACAGCCCUGGAGAGUCUGCGUGUCAACGAGCUGCUGCUGUGAACGCCCUGACUUGAGCUUUGCACCCUUCCGGAGCCCCAUCAGCAGAAUGAGGCGAAUUCCGGUCCUCUCGUCGUGCGGGAGUGUGAUAAGGGCGCGGAGAACACACGUGCAGAGUCGGUGCUCCAAAAGUAGCAACUCUGUAUGACAGAAAGGGACUAGCACUCGGUUGUCUGUCCUCCCGGUCAGUCCAGGGUUCUUCUGACCAACAUGUAAAGCUCCUGUCUGGGCAGGCUGGAGGGGGUGGGAUGAAGAAACGACCUCCGACCCCAGGGUUGUGCUAGACCAAUGCUUCUGAAAUGAUUGU
Molecule: messenger RNA, 2812 nt
Organism: Hipposideros armiger (great roundleaf bat)
Lineage: Eukaryota; Metazoa; Chordata; Mammalia; Chiroptera; Hipposideridae
Gene: CD244
Product: CD244 molecule
Exons: 6
Coding region: 189-1673 (494 amino acids)
Biological process (GO): natural killer cell activation involved in immune response
Cellular component (GO): external side of plasma membrane; membrane
Molecular function (GO): MHC class I protein binding
Source: RefSeq, a predicted model, not a curated record